This is a messenger RNA of Dama dama (fallow deer), 836 nucleotides long. RefSeq names its product calmodulin-1. The transcript has a single exon. NCBI's taxonomy places the organism in Eukaryota, Metazoa, Chordata, Mammalia, Artiodactyla, Cervidae. The coding region runs from base 65 to 514 and encodes 149 amino acids. Gene Ontology annotation, molecular function: calcium ion binding. The record is from RefSeq and is a predicted model, not a curated record.
CGAGUGGAGCGAGCAAGCUGAGUGGUUGUGUGGUUGCGUCCCGGAGACCGGUAGCGCUUGCAGCAUGGCUGACCAACUGACUGAAGAGCAGAUUGCAGAAUUCAAAGAAGCUUUUUCACUAUUUGACAAGGAUGGUGAUGGAACUAUAACAACAAAGGAAUUGGGAACUGUAAUGAGGUCUCUUGGGCAGAAUCCCACAGAAGCAGAGUUACAGGACAUGAUUAAUGAAGUAGAUGCUGAUGGUAAUGGCACAAUUGACUUCCCGGAAUUUCUGACAAUGAUGGCAAGAAAAAUGAAAGACACAGACAGUGAAGAAGAAAUUAGAGAAGCAUUCCGUGUGUUUGAUAAGGAUGGUAAUGGCUAUAUUAGUGCAGCAGAGCUCCGCCAUGUGAUGACAAACCUUGGAGAGAAGUUAACAGAUGAAGAGGUUGAUGAAAUGAUCAGGGAAGCAGAUAUUGAUGGUGAUGGUCAAGUAAACUAUGAAGAGUUUGUACAAAUGAUGACAGCAAAGUGAAGACAUUGUACAGAAUGUGUUAAAUUUCUUGUACAAAAUUGUUUAUUUGCCUUUUCUUUGUUUGUAACUUAUCUGUAAAAGGUUUCCCCCUACUGUCAAAAAAAAUAUGCAUGUAUAGUAAUUAGGACUUCAUUCCUCCAUGUUUUCUUCCCUUAUCUUACUGUCAUUGUCCUGAAACCUUAUUUUAGAAAAUUGAUCAAGUAACAUGUUGCAUGUGGCUUACUCUGGAUAUAUCUAAGCCCUUCUGCACAUCUAAACUUAGAUGGAGUUGGUCAAAUGAGGGAACAUCUGGGUUAUGCCUUUUUUUUUUUUUUUUUUUUUU